Molecule: messenger RNA, 6405 nt
Organism: Pygocentrus nattereri (red-bellied piranha)
Lineage: Eukaryota; Metazoa; Chordata; Actinopteri; Characiformes; Serrasalmidae
Product: titin
Exons: 7
Coding region: 1023-6260 (1745 amino acids)
Source: RefSeq, a predicted model, not a curated record
AUGUUUAUUUGAAUUAUGAAUACGACUUUAUUCUAAUGUAUAUUGUGAUAAACUCACUGCUGAGGUCAAUUGUUUAAAAAUUUGCCUAGAUGCCUAAAACAUUUGCACAGUAAUGUACAUUUCACUACUAAUGAUGUAACUUCUGUUACAGAGGUGCCAGCAAUAAGCUGAGCUUAUGAAACUUUCUUGACUUAAAGAGUUUAAAGUGCCUAAAGAGUUAAGCAUCAAAGAGUUUAAAGCUCACAUGCUGAGGAAUGUUGAACGCUCAGAGGCUUGGAUGUACCACCUGCUGAAGUGUCAGGGCAUGUUGAGGGUGUUCAUUUGUAUCAGAGGUAUUUCUGCUGGUCUGCGCUGUUCUUGCUGAGGUUGCUGUACAGUUCUGUGCAGAAGUGAAAAGUUCAUUACAAUAAAGUUUUUGUAAAUUUCAGACAGUCUAUUAGAGAUUUUGCAGGCAUGUGUUUCUCUAACUCCAUCUCUACACUCACUGAGCACUUUAUUAGGUACAUCUACCUUGUGUCUACACUCAUUGUCCAUCUUAUCAGCCCCACUGACCAUAUAGGAGCACUCUGUAGCUCUACAGUUACAGACUGUAGUCACCCUGGUCUUCAGUGGACAGGACCCCCACAGAGCAGACCAUCACACGUCCUCUGCUGUCGCCAUUGGCUGUGAUAUCGAGGCCUGAAAAAGCUCAAGCUGGCUUCCUAUUCGAAUUUUCCGUUCCACCUUAAUUGUGACUGCAGCGCCAUUUAAGGUGGAACGGAGAAUUCUAAUAAGACGCUGGCCAACGAGAGGCAAACUUCAACUCGUGCUUCUCUUCGGUCUGACUUCACCGUCCCCUUCCUCCUUCAGACGAAAAGUCUUUUGAGCCUCAGGAACCGAGGAGCUGCGACCUGAGCAACACAGAAACGCGCCUCGGCCGGCUUUAUGCCUUUUUGCGUGUUUGACUCGACAUUGAGGGAAAACCCGCCGGGUCUCUUGUCACCUUUCAUCAGCUGCCAAGCUCAGUUUGAGGCUCUGCGGCGAUGGAGGGGUCCGAAAGCUCAAUGAACCGAAUUGGUCGCACCAUUUGGACAGUCUGGGGUUUCCUCUCUGGGGCCGUGGGAAGAUAUCUGCGACCAGAGGUCACAAGCGAAGAUGACCACAGCAAACACGUUCAACAGGAAGAUGCAGUGGCAAAGAGUUACAAGGAGUUAAAGGAAAAUGAAGAAGAGCAAGAACGAAGUGCGGUACAAGCACAGGGCCAGAGUGAGAGACCCCAGAGUGGGGUCAGCGUGCGGACCGCCGCCGCUCAAUGGGAAAAGGGGAAGGUACGCAGGGAGCACAUGGGCAGACCCACUAGCAGUGGUGUGGUGUGGAGCACUGGGGUUCAGGAGAGACAGUCGGAGGACAAGAAAGCACAGGAGCAGCGGGAUAACAAGGACACAUCAGAAAACAAUGAGGCAGCCAGAACAAAUGAGCUUGUUGCAAGCGUUGACCAAGUUUGUCCACCUGUGUCCACUAAGGGCAGCCAAGACUUCAGUGUUUCUGCGAGUGAUAAGGAUGUAGAUGCUAGAAGGAGUGAAAAUGAGACUGAUGACAUGGUAAAGAGCGAACGUGCUAAUAGAGAAAGGGAAGCAAUGGAUGAGUCUGCUGAGAAAGGACAUUUUGCAGAUAUUGUAGAAGUCUCAGUAGAGAAGGAACCCACUGAUGACGAGGACACAAACGAUGAAGAUGAUGAAUGUACAUCACAGAUGGCAGAUGAUUUGGUAUCCUCAGCAAGGGAACAAGGAGACCUUUUGAACAAAGAACUCAAAGUGGUGGAAACGACUGAAAACAAGGCCACGGCGACACCAGAAAGGGAAGUGAUUGAUGUCAACAAUGUGAAAACAAAGCAAGAUGCUGUGGGAACAGUAAAAGAUAGGCAGCAUGAGACGUGUCAGCAGUUUAUUGAAACUAAAACUGUUGAUGUGUGUGAGUCACAGCUGGAUGAAGAACAGAUUAAAUUUACAGAGGAAAUAGUUCAGACUAAACAUGAACUUUUGGAGGAACCUGUGACAGGACAGAUUGAAAAUACAGAAACAUAUGAAGAAGAGCCAGAAUCAAUCAGCAAAAUUAUUGAAAAAAAGAUCCAAGCAGCACCAGAAAGGGAGCCAAUCAAUAAUAUUGAAGAAUGUGAAGCGAGGCAGCAGUUAAGUGAGUCCAAAGCAGCUGAAACUCUUGGCAUCUCUGCAUCAAAGCUGGUUGAAGACCAAACUGAGGGAAUUGAGACUGCAUAUAAAUUAUUGGAUGAGCCUGAUGGUCAGCAGUUCAGUGAAUCCAAAGCUUUUGACAUCUUUGAGUCAAAGCUGGAUGAAUCCCAGUUUGAGUUUACAGAGGGAACAGUUGAGACUAAGCAUGUACCUUUGGAGGAACCUGUGACAGGACAGAUUGACCAUGUAGAAGUCUAUGAAAAAGAACCAGAACCAUCCAGCAAAAUUAUUGAAAAGAAGGUGCUAGAAAGAGAAAUGGUUGAUGAGGAAGCAAAGCAAGUGGCUGCAGAUGGGCAGCAUGAACCAGGACAGCAGUUAAGCGAAUUCAUAGCUUCUGAAAUUGCUGACAAACUGGACAUCCAUGGGUCAAUGGUUGAAGCUCAACUUGGAGAAAGAGUGGAGGUUAAACGUGAACCUUUGGCGGAACCUGUGACAAGACAGGUUGAAAAUGCAGAGGUUUAUGAAGAAGAGCCAGAACCAAUUAGCCUAAUUAUUGAAACGAAGACACCAGAAAGAGAGGUGAUCAUCGAGGAACCAAAGCAAGAGACUGUGGGGACAGUGCAAGAUGGUCAGCAGUUCAGUGAAUCCAAAGCUUUUGACAUCUUUGGGUCAAACCAGGACAAAGCCCAGAUUGAGUUUCCAGAGGGAAUAGUCGAGACUAAACAUGGACCUUUGGAGGAACCUGUGACAGGACAGACUGAACAUGUAGAGGUUUAUGAAAAAGAACCAGAACCAGCCCCAGAACGAGAAGCGAUAAUGGAGGAAUCCAGGCAAGGGACGGUGGAAACAGCACCAGAUGAAGCGGGUCAGCAGUUUAGUGAUUCCAAACCUGCUGAAAUUGUUGUCUGUGAUUCAAAGCUGGAGGAAUUCACUGAGGAAAUGGUGGAGACUGAAUCUGAAUUGUUGGAGGAACAUGUAACAGAACAGAUGGACAACGCAGAACCUUUUGGACAAGACCUAGAACGCUUUAGUAAACGUAUUGAAAACAAGACAACACCAGAAAGAGAAGUAAUUGAUGCUGUCAAUGAGGAAACAAAGCAGGAGACAGUGGGAACGGUAAAGGAUGGACAGCAUGAAGCAGGUCAGAAGUUCAGUGAAUCUGAAGGUUUUGACAUCUUUGAGUCAAAGCUGGGUGGACCCCAGAUUGAAUUUACAGCGGAAACAGUCGAGACAACCCGUGAACCUUUGGAGGAACCUGUGACCGGACUGAUUGAACAUAUAGAAGUUUAUGAAAAAGAAUCAGAACCAGUCAGCACAAUUAAUGAAAACAAGGCACCAGAAGGAGAAAUGAUCAAUGUCAUCAUUGAGGGAACGAAGCAAGUGGCUGCAGAUGGGCAGCAUGAAGUAGGACUGCAGUUAAGUGAAUUCAUAGCUUCUGGAAUCGCUCACAAACUGGACGUCCAGAUUGAAUUUACAGAGGAAACAGUCAAGACUAAACAUGAACCUUUGGAGGAACCUGUGACAGGACUGAUUGAACAUGUAGAAGUUUAUGAAAAAGAGCCAAAACCAAUUAGUGGAAUUAUUGAAAGAGACGUGAUUAUCAAGGAACCAAAGCAAGAGACUGUGGGGACAGCACAAGAUGGUCAGCAGUUCAGUGAAUCCAAAGCUUUUGACAUCUUUGAGACAAAGCUGGACGAAACCUACACUGAAUUCACAGAGGAAAUAGUCGAGACAAUACAUGAACCUUUGAAGGAACCUGUGACAGGACAGAUUGAACAUGCAGAAAUAUAUAAAGAGGAUUCAGAGCCUAUUAGCAAAAUUGAAAAGAUGGCCCCAGAAAGAGAAGCAGUCAUUGCAGAAGCAAAGCAUGAGACUGUGGGAACAGCACCAGAUGAAGCAGAUCAGCAGUUCAGUGAAUCCAAAGCUGCUGAAAUUGUUGAUGUCUACAAGUCAACAUUGGAUGAAUGUACCGAGGAAGUACAAUUGUUGGAGGAACCUGUAACAGAACAGAUGGAAACUGUGGAACUUUUUGGACAAGACCAAGACAUCUGUGAGUCAGAGCCGGAAGCCCAAGUGCAAUUUACUGAGGAAAUAGUGGUGACUGAUUACAAAUUAUUGGAGGAACCUGUGAUGACUCGGAUGGAAAAUGCUGAAACUGAUGAAAAAGGGCUUCAAGCCAUCUGCAAAAUGGACCUAAUGGUGAAAGUGACAUCUGGAAAUGAGCAAGUGGAUGGUGGAACUGAUUUCUCAGCAUUUAUUGUGGAAGCAGAUCAAUUUAAACACUGUAAAGGGGAUAUAGAAGAAGAACCAGUCCUGAAAGCAGAAGUGGAGCUUGUAGAUGGCACAUCGCACAAUCUCAUUGGAUUGCAAGUAGCAGAGUUGGUGAUUAAGCAAGGCAGUGAGUCAGUAGAUACAGGGCCUGGAAACCAGACUGAAACCACUUCAGAAUUUCAACAGGUCAGAGGAGAAGUUGCAGCGGAUGAUGUGAAGAAAUCAGCAGAGAGAAGUUUUGGGCAGCUGACAGUUAGAGAAGCACUGGCUCUGCAGGAAACUAUGGGCCAGUCCAACCUUGAAGAAGAAUCUACGCAAGAAAAGUCAGAAGCACGAGUCAAUGAAAUGCAACGAGAAGCAAAAUCUUUAGAGCAAGACUAUGAAACCUCUGAUGUCAUGCCGAGGCCUUCGCUACAGGAACUAGACCAACCAGAGGACUCCUUUGCAGCACGUGCUGAGUUGAUAACAAACCAGAGUGUGGAAACAAAGGCCAAUGUUACUGAACCAAAAGUGGAAGUGCCGGAAACACAUAUUAAGCUAACAGCUCAGAGUGACCAGGGCACAACAGAAGUGAAAUGUGUGCGAGCAAAAUCAGAAAUCUAUGCAAAAACAGAAAGUGAAUCCUCUCUGACAGCAGUGGAGGCCUUGGAAACAUUCAGAACAUCAGCUUCUAUUCUGGAUGAAGGUCAGGUUCCAUUAAACCAUGGAGAAUGGACCAUGCAAGACAGAUCUGACGUUGAAACCGAAGUCCUGAUUGGAUACUCAGGGGCUUCAAGCCUACCAGAGAGUGAACCAAUGAAUCGGCAAAUGUCAGAGAUACGAAGGAGCAUGCAGAAAGACACUGACGAAGCCCUGGAGAUGCAGAGAGAUCCCGAUGAGGCCAAGAUUGGAUUGCAGGAUGAAAUAAAGGCCACGGUGACUUCGCUGGGAGUCGUGGAGGAAAUAACAAGUGGGCCGACCCAAAACUUCAAGGAAGCUCAGAGCUUAUCAAAUGAAGAUGUUCAGACCGAAACAAAGGAGAAGGAAAGUGAUGUGGAAACGUCAGACUGUACAGCCUUGCAGGUGCACAGUGAGUUUUCUAAGAAUACACUGGAGGACAGGAAACAUUCACAAGCAGAAACAAUGGACAUUGAAAGUGAGGCCUGCGGGGAGAACCCUCAGAAAUUGAAGAACGUAGAGCUCUUUGCCAAGGAAAAGAGUGGUCAAAAAGCCAAUGAUGAAGCAGAAGUAGACAGUAAUGCGAACAUACAGGAAAAAAGCAGACCUGCAUUGAAGAGAGGGUCAGAAAAAAUGACCAGGGAUGUAGAAGAUGAAUCGUCUAAGUCGAGGAGCUGGGCAACAACUGAUCUUUUACUUCAGCAGGUCUCAUCGUUGGACUGCACUGUCCAGAAGUCAAAAAUUGCAGUGAAAAACCCCCAUGUUCGACCACCCAAAGACCCCCGUACGCUCAUAAACAUGCCGUCCGUGGAGCCCCUGGCUCCUGCUCGCCCUCCUCAGCCCGGUCCUCUGAGGAGGACUCAUGGAGAAGCGGUCGCAACACCGCAGAAGGUCAUAGGGUUCAAACUGCCUGGUCUGGGUGCAGGUUUCCCGGCAUUGAGGAAAACUGAAGCUGGCAAAAAAAUGAGGGAUGAGGGGGAAACAGAGAGCCCACUCACCCAGACACAGAAAUCUGACACACAGACAGGACCAAAAGAGGACAGUGUCAAGCAAGAGCAGCCGGCUAACAAACCCAAAUGGACUCCACCAAGGCAUCCUGGGAUGGGAAACCCACUGAUGAUGUCAGAGCUGAGGAGCAAACUCAAAAAGCCUGGAAAAGACUGACAGAGAUCAGUGCAAGACAACGUCCCCUCUUCACAAGCGCCCUUCACUAUUUUUUUGUUCACUUUUCUUGCUGUUUGAUUCCAAAGUGCACCAUCUGAGGUGUUUGUUCUUCAAAGUGCAAUAUAAAAAUCUCCUUUUCUUACUA